AUGGUCCGACGCCUUUUUGUCACCGGUUUAAGUCCGUUCACAACCAUCGAGACAUUCCGUGAAUAUUUCGAGCAAUUUGGUCAACUCUAUGAAUGCAUUUUGCCGCCGGUGCCGCGAUAUGAGAUUUUCGAUUUUGCGCCCGAUGACGAGCAAAUUGAGACGAGAAGUGCUAUCAAAUAUGUGCCGAUUGAUGAAAAUCGAGAAAUCGACGACGAUUUCGACGCGGAGCGUUUCAAUCCCGAAAUUCACGCAAAUUUCGAUGACUAUAUGAAAAAAAUUGGCGAAAACGAGGGAUUUGUGCGAAAGAAGCGCAAAACCAGCGCCGGCUACGGGUUCGUGACGUUUGUCGAUCGCGAGAGCUAUGAGAAGUGCGUCGGUCAGCACGGCGGCCACGAAAUCGACGGCGUCGAGUGCUCCGUCGAGCACGCGCGCGUCGAAGACGAUCAAUUCGCCGCCGACGUCGUCUCGAAGCGAUUGUUCGUCUCGUUUUUCCCGCUCGAUCGGCUCACCGAGCAGGAGUUGCGCCAAACGUUUGGCGGUUUCGGCAAAAUCACCGACGUCGAGUUUGUCAGCGACCAAGAGGGACCAUUACACUUCUGCAUCAUCACUUAUACGAGUAGCGAGGCGGUCGAUAAUUGCCUAAAAAAGACGUUUUAUGUUAGGAAUGUUCGAUUAUUUGUGCGGCGAGCGAUAUUACGAGAACAAUUGAAAAUUGCCGAGCAGAAAAUUCGGGAAAACGCGAAAAUUGCGGCCAGCGCUCCACGAAGCGCGCAAUUCAUACAGAUUCCGAGACAGCCAAUUCGCGUGAAUCGAAACAUGCCGGAUCCGAGUACACUUCAAGAUCCGAAUUCCGCCUACGGGUAUGGCCAUCGACAAUGGUGA
Caenorhabditis bovis is the source of this 882-nucleotide messenger RNA. The record is from the annotation of a GenBank genome assembly. NCBI's taxonomy places the organism in Eukaryota, Metazoa, Nematoda, Chromadorea, Rhabditida, Rhabditidae.